AUGGUUGAACAAGCAGAAUGGAGUCCUCCAUCAACGAAAGCAGCUGCACUUAUUUAUUGGAGGAAGCCAGAAGAAUGGGCAUCGCUGAUUGAUAAAUGGGUACUUGAUAGUGGACUUAAUAAUUCCAUAUUGACAAUAUACGAAAUCGCGCACGGAGAAGAAACCGAAGGGUUGGAAUUUCAUGGAUUGGAUCAGACAAUUUUGUUGAAAGCAUUGGAUAUACUGGUUAAACGCG
This is a messenger RNA of Acaulospora colombiana, 235 nucleotides long. NCBI's taxonomy places the organism in Eukaryota, Fungi, Glomeromycota, Glomeromycetes, Diversisporales, Acaulosporaceae. The record is from the annotation of a GenBank genome assembly.